This is a messenger RNA of Aspergillus sclerotioniger CBS 115572, 1455 nucleotides long. RefSeq names its product 4-hydroxyphenylpyruvate dioxygenase family protein. Bases 244 to 1455 code for a protein of 403 amino acids. The transcript has 4 exons. Gene Ontology annotation, biological process: L-tyrosine catabolic process. Gene Ontology annotation, molecular function: 4-hydroxyphenylpyruvate dioxygenase activity. The record is from RefSeq and is a predicted model, not a curated record. NCBI's taxonomy places the organism in Eukaryota, Fungi, Ascomycota, Eurotiomycetes, Eurotiales, Aspergillaceae.
CAGUCGGGCUCCCAAACAAUGUAAUUAUGAUUCAUGGCAAUCCACGGAAUCCCAGACUGUGAAUCGGACCCUCCCGAUAAGCUGUCAGGAGGGUCUCCCCCAUCCGGCUUAUAAGAUGGUCUCCCUCCCUCCGACAGUUCACUUUGAUAGACCCAUAGCAUAAUACUUCUACUUCUUAUCAUCCAACACUAUACCCACUGAUAGAGUCUUCCUUCUUCACUUCACAUCAAGAGACCACUCACCAUGGCUCCCAGCGCAAUCUCCACUCCCUCCUCCCCUCAACCCCAACCCACCUCCGACAUCGCUAGCUACAAAGGCUACGACCACGUCCACUGGUACGUCGGCAACGCCAAACAAGCCGCCUCAUAUUAUGUCACCCGCAUGGGCUUCAAGCGCAUCGCCUACAGCGGCCUCGAAACCGGCAGCCGUACCACCUGCUCCCACGUCGUCCGCAACGGCGACAUCACCUUCAUCCUAACCUCUCCUCUCCGAUCCCUAGACCAAGCAGACCGCUUCACCCCCGAAGAGCAGAAGUCUCUCCGCGAAGUCCACGAGCACUUGGAACAACACGGCGACGGCGUCAAGGACGUCUCGUUCGAAGUCGACUCCGUCGACGCAGUAUAUCAAGCUGCCGUGGCCAACGGCGCCAAGGUGAUCUCGGCACCAUGUAACCUCGAAGACAAGGAUGGGUAUGUGCGUGUUGCCACGAUCCAGACAUACGGAGAGACGACGCACACCCUCCUGGAACGGAAGUCAUACAGGGGGGCGUUUUUGCCCGGUUAUCGAUAUGAGAGUGGAGAUGAGGAUCCCAUCACGGCUUUCUUGCCCGGUGUGCAUCUAAACCGGAUUGAUCAUUGUGUGGGGAACCAGGAUUGGGAUGAGAUGGAUAGGGUUUGUCAAUAUUACGAAAAAGCCCUCGGCUUCCACCGCUUCUGGUCCGUCGACGAUAAACAGAUCUGCACAGAAUACUCAGCCCUCAAAUCCAUCGUCAUGGCCUCACCCAACGAGAUCGUAAAAAUGCCCAUCAACGAGCCCGCGCACGGCAAAAAGAAAUCCCAGAUUGAAGAAUACGUCGACUUCUACAACGGCGCCGGCGUGCAACACAUAGCCCUCCUAACCGACAACAUCAUCCGGGACAUCACGAACCUGAAGGCCCGAGGUGUCGAGUUUAUCAAAGUCCCUGACACGUAUUACGAGGAUGUGAAGAUUCGUCUCAAGAAGACGGGGUUGGUUCUGCAGGAGGACUUUGAGACGAUUCGGAGUUUGGAUAUCUUGAUUGAUUUUGAUGAGGGGGGGUAUUUGUUGCAGUUGUUUACUAAGCAUCUGAUGGAUCGCCCAACGGUGUUUAUUGAGAUUAUUCAGAGACAUAAUUUCGAGGGCUUUGGGGCUGGGAACUUCCGGUCGUUGUUUGAGGCGUUGGAGAGGGAGCAGGCGCUGAGGGGGAAUCUGGUUUAG